AUGGAGACCAACUGGAGCUCCUGCUCCACCAGCUGCGGCCACGGCAAACGCAUGAAGCUCACAAGAGCUCGCAAGGGAGCGUCCAGCUGCUUGACUUUGGCCAAAACUGAAAUUUGUCUUUCUUCUCUUGGCUGCAAAAGCGGUGAAGAGUUCUUCAGCGCUAUUGAAGGGGAAGCGCCAGGCCUUCCCGAGGGCUCCAAGGAAGAUCUGGGAAGACGAAUAAUGAAAACCAUUUCCAUUUUGCACACGGGCACCAAGAGCUGCUUCAUCUACGACACAGGGCUGACGCAGCGGGCGUAUGGGACGGAGGGUUUGGUGGGGGCUUUUGGGGCGGGGCUGCAGCUGCGAAUAGUUCAAAAGUUUGACCCUAAAAAAGGGUCUUGCGAAGGCAAGCUGGAGAGCCAGGGAGUUGUCCGCCAGGAAAGAAUGACAAUGGACAAGUUCCGCGAAGUUAUGCUGGAGGGCCACAACGCCGUGCGGCGGCAGCACUCUUUGCCAGGCUUGAAGUGGAAUGAUUUGUUAGCAGCAAAUAUGCUGAAGUAUCUGCAGCACCAAAAUCUGCUGCAGGAGUGCAGGAUGGAGCACUCGCCCCACGAGGCCCGCGAGCUCCCCAACAUGAAACAAGGCAUAGGAGAGAACUUGUGGACUGGCUGCACUGUGGGGCCCCUGCCCACUGACAUUCCCAGUUCCUGGGCCUCGGAGGCGGGCUGCUACAGGUUCGGGAAAGUGGGAAACCCCUGCACGGGCGUCAUGGGCCCCAAGUGCAGCACGGAGUUCCACGCCCACGGGCUGAUGACUGGCCACUACACUGCAGUGGCCUGGCAGCACUCGCAGCAGUUUGGCUGCGCCUACGUGGUCUGCAGCCGCAGCUGUUCGGGGGGGCGGCCGCUGCUGCUCGCGGGCUGUCAGUACAACCCCAGUGAGCCGCAGCUGCAUGCGGCCCCCAGCGGGAACAUAAUUGGGCAAAGGCCUUUCGAACUUUCUGUGGCCAAAAAGAUGCAUGCAAUUUACCCGCAGCUGCUGCCGGAGGCCCCGGAGAACCCAGAGCAGCUGCAGCAGUGCGAGCGCUUCAGGCGGGAGAUGGAACUCAAGAACCCCAAGGUGCAUCUUGCGGAGAAGGAGCAGCAAAAGAAGCAGCAGCAGCAGGCGGCGAGCAAGUGA
Messenger RNA from Eimeria tenella, 1161 nucleotides. RefSeq lists its product as uncharacterized. NCBI's taxonomy places the organism in Eukaryota, Apicomplexa, Conoidasida, Eucoccidiorida, Eimeriidae. The record is from RefSeq and is a predicted model, not a curated record. The transcript is spliced from 8 exons. The coding region runs from base 1 to 1161 and encodes 386 amino acids. Gene Ontology annotation, cellular component: extracellular region.